Messenger RNA from Anneissia japonica, 1548 nucleotides. RefSeq names its product organic cation transporter protein-like. Gene Ontology annotation, biological process: transmembrane transport. The coding region runs from base 16 to 1107 and encodes 363 amino acids. Gene Ontology annotation, molecular function: transmembrane transporter activity. Gene Ontology annotation, cellular component: membrane. The record is from RefSeq and is a predicted model, not a curated record. The transcript has 8 exons. NCBI's taxonomy places the organism in Eukaryota, Metazoa, Echinodermata, Crinoidea, Comatulida, Comatulidae.
UACUGGUGGUUUACUAUGUUCAGGUUCAUUGUUGGUUUUACUAACAUUGGAACCUAUCUUGCAGCAUUCACUAUCGCAACUGAGCUUGUAGGGCCUUCAAAGCGCACGUUUGUGGGAAUGGUGAUAAAUUUCUACACGUCAGCUGGUCUCAUCAUUUACGGUCUUCUUGCAUAUCUCAUCAGAGACUGGAGAUAUUUACAACUUGCAAUAACACUACCAAAUAUGUUUUUCUUCUUUAUAAUCCCUAUUGUUCCCGAGUCUGUCCGAUGGUUGAUGUCACAGAAAAAAUUUGAUGAAGCAGAAGACCUUAUCAAGGAAUGCGCCAGGGUCAAUAAGGCGGAAACUCUUCCAGAAAAAUUGUUUGAAGAAGAAAUGAUGGUAGACCCAAGCAAGGGGACCACAUACACCGUGGCGGACCUAUUCAAAACUCCGAAUUUGAGGAAGAAAACAAUAAAUAUACUUUAUAACUGGAUGGUGAAUAGUCUUGUGUAUUAUGGACUCUCGUUGAGCACAGCUAGUCUUGGGGGUAGAGAUUACCUUGCAUUUAUUCUUUCUGGUGUUGUUGAAAUACCUGCAUUCAUAGUAGCUAUACCUGCAAUAGAUAAGUUCGGUCGCCGCCCUGUACUUUGUCUAUUUAUGGUAAUGGGUGGCAUUGCCUGUUUUGCAACAGUUUGGAUCCCUCUUGGUUGGGGUAGGACGUUUGUGGCGUUGAUCGGUAAAUUUGGCAUUGCUGGCUCGUUUGGCAUUAUCUAUGUGUUUUCUGCAGAACUUUAUCCAACUCCAGUACGGAGUGUUGGUAUGGGUAUAUCCUCCAUGACGGCUCGUGUUGGAGGCAUAAUUGCACCCAUUAUCCUUGAGCUUGGCAAGAUUUGGCCGCCUUUACCACAGACAAUAUUCAGCAUAAUGUCAAUAUCUGCCGGAUUCCUGGCAUUACUACUUCCCGAAACCCUCAACAAAAACCUACCGGAGACCAUAGAAGAUGGAGAAAAUUUUGGAAAGAAAAAAACAAUCCAUAAAAUGAAAGACAAAUCUGAUGUAGAAAAAGAGAAUUUCAGUUGUCAAACAGAAAUGGAAAGUAGUUUCACGAAUAAAGCGUUACAGUUAUAGAGUAGCAGUUCCAAUAAAAAAAAAAAAAAAAAAAAAAAAAAAAUUGUACAUAAAGUAAGUCUAUGUGAUAUAAUAUGUAAACAAAAUUUCUACUUUUUUUUUAACGUAAUCAAACACUGUGCCGUAUGAGAAUUCCCUUUAUCAUGAUAUUGUGUACCAUAUUUUGUAAUUCUGUUAUAUUGGACAAUGUUUUACCAUUGUUGUAAUCAAUUUAUUUCAUGGUUUUACAUACUUUGAAUAACCAUUGUUACGCCUGACCGCCAUACCUAAUGAUAACGUGUUGUUAUUGUUAUUUUCGGAACAGAAAAUAAACAAAUAGGCCAAUUGCUAUAUUGGUACUUCAAUUUUCGUGACAGAGAUGUUGAUAAUUUACUAAUAAUCACACUGUACCAAAAUCAUUAAACUCUCUGUGCACCAUCUGUAAAAAUUAUGGUUUUUGAG